AUGUUUAUUAAAACAUUUCAGAAUCCAUUUGUUGAGCGUGCAAUAGAAACAAUUUACAAUUCAGGCAAUUUUACACUAGGAAUAUUAACAAACAAUGGGUUUUGGCGUAAAGAACAAACAACUUUUAUUAUUGAACCCGACCCCAGAUUUAAUUUUGUCAUAGAAUCUUGCCGUGUUGGGCACCGAAAACCUGAUGCUUCUUUCUUUGAGAUUGCUUUAAAACAAAUGAAUCUGUUAGCUAGUGAAUGUGUAUUUAUUGAUGAUUUGGAGAAAAAUUGUUUAGGAGCUGAAGCUGUUGGAAUGACAAGCAUUUGGCUUAAAGACGGCAAUUCGAUGGAAGCAAUAGAAGAAUUGGAAAAAAUUUUGAAUUUUAAAAUACUUUGAUAAACUCUGAUUUAUAAAAUUUAUUUUAUUUCUAUAC
Messenger RNA from Meloidogyne enterolobii, 421 nucleotides. Lineage: Eukaryota; Metazoa; Nematoda; Chromadorea; Rhabditida; Meloidogynidae. The record is from the annotation of a GenBank genome assembly.